This is a messenger RNA of Cebus imitator (Panamanian white-faced capuchin), 2130 nucleotides long. It is a transcript of the gene AKAP8L, whose product is annotated as A-kinase anchoring protein 8 like. The coding region runs from base 113 to 2059 and encodes 648 amino acids. The record is from RefSeq and is a predicted model, not a curated record. The transcript has 14 exons. Gene Ontology annotation, cellular component: nuclear matrix; nucleus. Gene Ontology annotation, molecular function: DNA binding; protein kinase A regulatory subunit binding. Lineage: Eukaryota; Metazoa; Chordata; Mammalia; Primates; Cebidae.
UGUGUGUGUUUGUGUGUGUGGAGGGGACCCUGGGGUUAGCAGCCGCUAUCGCAGCGUUGGAUGUGCAGAGCACCAGCGGUCGGCGUCCACGGAUGUUGUGUUGGCCGCCGCCAUGAGCUACACAGGCUUUGUCCAGGGAUCCGAAACCACUUUGCAGUCCACAUACUCGGACACCAGCGCUCAGCCCACCUGUGAUUAUGGAUAUGGAACUUGGAACUCUGGGACAAACAGAGGCUACGAGGGCUAUGGCUAUGGCUAUGGCUAUGGCCAGGAUAACACCACCAACUAUGGGUAUGGUAUGGCCACUUCACACUCUUGGGAAAUGCCUAGCUCUGACACAAAUGCAAACACUAGUGCCUCGGGUAGCGCCAGUGCCGAUUCCGUUUUAUCCAGAAUUAAUCAGCGCUUAGAUAUGGUGCCGCAUUUGGAGACAGACAUGAUGCAAGGAGGCGUGUACAGCUCAGGUGGAGAAAGGUAUGAAUCCUAUGAGGCCUGUGACUCAAGGGCCGUCCUGAGUGAGCGUGACCUGUAUCGGUCAGGCUAUGACUACAGCGAGCUUGACCCUGAGAUGGAAAUGGCCUAUGAGGGCCAAUACGACGCCUACCGUGACCAGUUCCGCAUGCGUGGCAGCGACACCUUUGGUCCCAGGGCGCAGGGCUGGGCCCGGGAUGCCCGGAGCGGCCGGCCGAUGGCCUCGGGCUAUGGGCGCAUGUGGGAAGACCCCAUGGGGUCCCGGGGCCAGUGCAUGUCUGGUGCCUCUCGGCUGCCCUCCCUCUUCUCCCAGAACAUCAUCCCCGAGUACGGCAUGUUCCAGGGAAUGCGAGGUGGGGGCGCCUUCCCAGGCGGCUCCCGCUUUGGCUUUGGGUUUGGCAAUGGCAUGAAACAGAUGAGGCGGACCUGGAAGACCUGGACCACAGCAGACUUCCGGACCAAGAAGAAGAAGAGAAAGCAGGGCGGCAGUCCUGAUGAGCCAGAUAGCAAAGCCACCCGCACGGACUGCUCGGACAACAGCGAUUCAGACAAUGAUGAGGGCACUGAGGGGGAAGCCACAGAGGGACCUGAAGGGACCGAGGCUGUGGAGAAGGGCUCCAGAGUGGAUGGAGAGGACGAGGAGGGAAAAGAGGAUGGGAGAGAAGAAGGAAAAGAGGAUCCAGAGAAGGGGGCCCUGAGCACCCAGGAUGAGAACGGCCAGACCAAGCGCAAGUUGCAGGCAGGCAAGAAGAGUCAGGACAAGCAGAAAAAGCGGCAGCGAGACCGAAUGGUGGAAAGGAUCCAGUUUGUGUGUUCUCUCUGCAAAUACCGGACCUUCUAUGAGGAUGAGAUGUCCAGCCACCUAGACAGCAAGUUCCACAAGGAACAUUUUAAGUAUGUAGGCACCAAGCUCCCUAAGCAGACAGCCGACUUUCUGCAGGAGUACGUCACCAACAAGACCAAGAAGACAGAGGAGCUCCGAAAAACUGUGGAGGACCUUGAUGGCCUCAUCCAGCAAAUCUACAGAGACCAGGAUCUGACCCAGGAAAUUGCCAUGGAGCAUUUUGUGAAGAAGGUGGAGGCAGCCCAUUGUGCAGCCUGCGACCUCUUCAUUCCCAUGCAGUUUGGCAUCAUCCAGAAGCACCUGAAGACCAUGGAUCAUAACCGGAACCGCAGGCUCAUGAUGGAGCAGUCCAAGAAGUCCUCGCUCAUGGUGGCCCGCAGUAUCCUCAACAACAAGCUCAUCAGCAAGAAGCUAGAGCGCUACCUGAAGGGCGAGAACCCUUUCACUGACAGCCCCGAGGAGGAGAAGGAGCAGGAGGAGGCUGAGGGUUGCGCCCUGGACGAGGGGUCGCAGAGCGAAGCGGCAGGGAUCUCGGAGGGUGCAGAGGGAGCGCCGGCGCAGCCCCCCGUUCCCCCAGAGCCGGCCCCCGGGGCUGCGUCGCCACCACCACCGCCGCCCCCAGAGGAGGAGGAGGAGGAGGAAGGCGCAGUGCCCUUGCUGGGAGGGGCGCUGCAGCGCCAGAUCCGCGGCAUCCCGGGUCUCGACGUGGAGGACGACGAGGAGGGCGGCGGGGGCGCCCCGUGACCUGAGCUCGGGGCGGGCGGAGCCCGCGGGGCCGAAGCUGGAAACCAAACCUAAUAAAGUUUUCCAUCCCA